AUGUCCCGGUUAUCACCUCGUAGGAACCAGAGAUCAAAAGGUUUUAAGGUCAAGCAUGCUUUGCAAAUAUGUCUACUGGUUGGUGUUUGUGUCUGGCUGCUUUACCAAGUCAGGCACUCUCAUGAUAAGAAAGCAGCAUAUGAGAAAAGUGUGAAAACAGAGAAUGAUGUUUUAAAAUUAGGGAGAAAGGACCUCCAGCCUGAAGUUGAAGUUAAAGAAACAGUCAUCAGAGAUGAGAGGUCCAAGGAGGAGGAAGAAGAGGAAGAGAGCAAGAAUGAAGAAGAAGGCACGCCUGAUGGUAGCACGGGAACAGAGGGUGGCGAUGAUGAGAUUCAUGAUCAUUUUCAUGAUAAGACAGAAAAAGGAGCUGAGCAUAGAGAAGAUUCUAUAGACAGGGAGAAAGAAACGGAAGAUAAGACUGAAGAGGGAGUUGAGCAUAGAGAGGAUUCUGUAGAUGGAGAGAAGGAAAUGGAAGAGAGAAAUGAGAACGUCAUUGGAGAGAUGGAGAGGGAGGGUAUAAGGGAUAGUGUUAAUGAUGAAACAGAGAAGGGAGAGAUCAGGGAGAAUGCUAGUGAGGAUAAGGAGACUGAAGAGAGCAAAAGGAGCGAUGGUUUAGAUAAGGAAAAUGUAGAGAGAAAAGAGAUGGAAAAUGAAGAGAGCAAAGAAAGUGAAAGCAAACACGGGGAGACUGAAGAAACCAAGGAGAACGAAGGGAGCAAAGAGAGUGAAAGCGAAGGCAGAGAGACUGAAGAAAGGAAAGAGAAUGAAGAGAGCAAAGAGACAGCAAAUGAGAAUAAAGAGAGUGCAAGUGAAGAAAAGGAAAGUGUAGAUGAGACUCAGCAGAUGGGAAUUAAAGAGGUUGUGGAACAAAGCAAUGAGACAGAAAAUAAAGAAAAAGAGAUUGAAGAGAAGAUUGAGAGUACAGGUUCAACAGAGGAUCAAGUUAAUGAUGGAAAUAAUGCACAUAGUGAGGAGGCAAGAGAGGAACAUUACAAGGGGGAUGAUGCGUCCAGUGCAGUAGUCCAUCAAACUCAGAACGGUAUUCCUGAAGCGGAGCUAGGUGAUUUGAAAAAAUCUGAUGAGGGAGAAAAUAAUGAUUCCACAAAUGCAACAACCAGUGAAGAGGGUGGAAAUGAAUCCCAUGAUACUUCCAAAGUAGCGACAGAAGUGAAGGAACAGGAUCAUGAAGAUUCUAACUCCAUUCCAGUUACUGCAGAUAACAUGGUAUCAAAAGGAGAGGAGUCAACCAUGAAUAAUGUUGAGCUAAAGCAAACUGAGAAACUGGAAUCAGUUUCUGGCAACCAGCAAUCAGAUUCAGAUGCAACACGUUCCAGUACAAUCGAGAAUGGAGAUUCAAAUAAUGUAGAAUUGAUGGAUUUUAACAAGUCUGGAUCUGUUGGGUCAAAUGGACAGACCAUCAACUCCGAUAAACCUUCAUUGACAAGCCAAAAUGGUCAUUCGGGUCAGAUUGACAAGUCCAACAGUAGUUCUGGUGUUGAAGGGAGUCUGGAAAUUGUUCUAUCAUCAAACGGGAAUGAAAGUGCUGAUGCUGGGCAAACCGGACAUGGUGAUUCUCUGCACUCUGAAGAGAAAGACACAUCCUCAAACACAAAUAAUGAUGCUAAUGCUGGCCAAGAGCAACAAGGUGACAAUUGGAGCUCCCAAGAGAAAGAUAAGUCAUCAAUCGCUAGUAACAAUGAUGAUGCUAACCAGAAUCAGAAGGAUAGUUCUGUUAACAGUAAUGCAAACAACAGCGGCAAUAAAAAUGUCAACACUGAUGCAAGCCAAAAAGAACAAGUUGAUCUUAACAAUGGCAAUGCUGACCAGAACAGCAACUCAAAAGACAAUGGCAAUGCAAAUGAAAACACAGAUGCAAACCAAAACGAACAAGUUGAAUCCUCUAAAACGUCUCGAGAAGAGGGAGAUGCCUCCACAAACACUGAUGCAAGCCAAAAGGAACAGGCUGAUCCUAACAAUGGCAAUGUUGACCAGCACACUGACUCAAAAGACAAUGGCAAUGCAAAUAAAAAAACAGAGGCUAACCAAAAUGCACAAGUUGAAUCCUCUGAUUCUUCAACGUCUCGAGAAAAGGGAGAUGCAUCCACAAACACUGAUGCAAGCCAAAAGGAACAGCCUGAUCCUAACAAUGGCAAUCCUGACCAGAACAGCGACUCAAGCAACAAUGGCAAUGCAAAUGAAAACACAGAUGCAAACCAAAACAAACAAGUUGAAUCCUCUGAUUCUUCAACCUCUCAAGACGAGGGAGAUGCAUCCACAACCACUACUAGCAGCACCGAUAUGAAGCAGAAUGAUUCUGUUGAUUCUUCACUUUCUCAAGAAAUAACCGAGGCUCGAACGGAUUUGGGAACUUUGCCCAAUUCUGGAACUGAGGGAUCUAAUGGAGGGGAUUCAGCUGCAGAGUGA
This is a messenger RNA of Dovyalis caffra, 2424 nucleotides long. NCBI's taxonomy places the organism in Eukaryota, Viridiplantae, Streptophyta, Magnoliopsida, Malpighiales, Salicaceae. The record is from the annotation of a GenBank genome assembly.